UUGAGAAAUGCACAGAAAAUGUAAGUUUUUUUAACGUCUAGAUUCUUGUGUUUUGCGGAAAUCCUUCGUGUCCGAGUAAUAUAAGUUAAUGGCAAGUUUCAUACCCAACAAGUGAGAGACAACAACACAUGAAGUUUCACAUGGUUUUGCCUACUCCAUUAUUAUUGUCAAAAUAUCAGGCCAUUUAUUGAUGACUUAGUCCUGGACCACUUGAUUUGAAGAUAUGGUGACAGAGAAUUGAAUAAAUGCAUCAACCUCUAUAAUUAAAACUAGACAACUUAUAAUCCUCUAUCCUUCCAUCCACAAAUUUAAGGUCCCAUAUAAGCAUAGCCAACAAGCAUCGGCACGAGGCUUUGCCCUCGGUGGUUAGUGACAAAAGCUUAAGCUCCAACCGAAAGCCUGUCUACAGCCUUUUAUAUAAAUAACCCCUUUUCUAUGAUCCAUUUUCAUCAUCAACUACAAGCAUUAUCGAUUAAGACACCAUAUUGUUCUAAAUUUCUAGUUUCCUUUCUUGCUUCCAAUCUUCCAAGGAAAAUGGCAAUGCUCAGCCCUAAGAAACUCAUCAAGAUGGCCAGGAGAUGGCGGAAGUUUGCAGCCAUGCAGAGGAGGAGGAUUUCGUUUCCAAGAAAUGGCAGUAAUGCAGACGGUUGCAGUACAUCCUCAUCCUAUACUGUUGAAAAAGGCCAUUUUGUAGUGUAUACAAUUGAUCAAAGGCGCUAUGCAUUUCCCUUGACUUACCUUGAAAACGAGGUCGUUAGGCAACUUUUAAGCACUUCCGAAGAAGAGUUUGGACUACCAAGUGGUGGCCCUAUUACAUUACCCUGUGAUUCAACCUUCAUGGACUACAUCAUUUCACUAAUCAAGAAAGGUGUAGCUGAUGGAGUUCUUCACAACGCGUUGCUCCUCACAAUACCUUCAUGUUGCUUCUCAACUUCUUCUUGCCACCAAGAAACUGGAAAUCAACAGAUUCUUGUUUAUUGAGUCAUGAAAUCAUGUUUUUGUAAUGUUAGCUCAAAAUAGAUUGUAUAGCAAUUAGCAGGUGAAAGUAGGCAACUGAAAGCUUGUAUUAUUACAGAUUGGAAUAGAGCUUUGUCUUGAAAUUAA
Messenger RNA from Capsicum annuum, 1104 nucleotides. RefSeq names its product auxin-responsive protein SAUR68-like. The transcript has a single exon. Bases 436 to 981 code for a protein of 181 amino acids. Gene Ontology annotation, biological process: response to auxin. Lineage: Eukaryota; Viridiplantae; Streptophyta; Magnoliopsida; Solanales; Solanaceae. The record is from RefSeq and is a predicted model, not a curated record.